Sphaeroforma arctica JP610 is the source of this 289-nucleotide messenger RNA. RefSeq lists its product as hypothetical. The transcript has a single exon. The record is from RefSeq and is a predicted model, not a curated record. Lineage: Eukaryota; Ichthyosporea; Ichthyophonida. The annotation marks the transcript as partial.
GGACGACUUCCCCACUAAUCUGCUAACGCACGAGAGCAUCUCCGUGGUCUUUGCCGUUGAGCCGUACUCCAUCGAUCCAGACGCAGUGAACUCAGACACAGCCAAAGACAAGGACAAACGCAGGAAGUCAAGCUCAGCAAACACCACACACAAGCCACAACUGUACGACAGUAUGGUGUCUAUUGCGGUGGGCGUCACACCUCUUAUGGAGAGAAGGCAAUGUCUUAUGCUGCAGUACCAGCUGCUGGCGGCUAAUGCCACUCAGGCUGAGCUCUCCAUCUCGGUCAAG